This is a messenger RNA of Xenopus tropicalis (tropical clawed frog), 3636 nucleotides long. It is a transcript of the gene nsl1, whose product is annotated as NSL1, MIS12 kinetochore complex component. The transcript has 6 exons. Gene Ontology annotation, cellular component: kinetochore. Lineage: Eukaryota; Metazoa; Chordata; Amphibia; Anura; Pipidae. The coding region runs from base 193 to 2793 and encodes 866 amino acids. Gene Ontology annotation, biological process: mitotic sister chromatid segregation. The record is from RefSeq and is a predicted model, not a curated record.
GUUGAGGGCCACACUUCCACCCGCGCCUGCGCAGUAGCCACUCCACCCACCGGGAGUAGGGUGUAGCAAGAUGGCGGAAAGGAUAUUCUGUUGGGGUCCGUAAGUAAUUGUCUCCCCGGUCUUAUGCAGGAGUCUGCCCUGUAAUAAGGAGUGUUUCACUACAGAGUCGGAUUAAUGCAUCCAUAAGCUCUAAUGAAUGGACCCACUGUAUACGGAACUAACAUUCACGAUGCGCGGUUUCCCCGCCGAGCCGAGUUUGUGCUGGACACUUCCUGUUUGAAGGAUUUUUUUUAUUUUUUCAAUCCAAAAAUGGCGGCAAUUUCUGGUGGCGGCUCGCUAAGGCGUAGCGGCCGUCUGAAGGUGGUUUCUCCCGGUACCGACGGCGGCAGUGCGUACGGGGUCUCGGCGCCGCCUGAAUCCGCAGGCCGGACCGUGUCUGGGAAUAUACGGGGGGCGCAGUCACAGGGGAAGACCCGGGAAACGAGAUAUGCGAGAAGGAACCGAGCCCGGGGAGGCGCCAGUGUUUGUGAAUAUGGGAGAGAUGGGCGCGUCAGUGAAGGGAAAGACUCGGGUAUCGAACGGCCGGAGCCGCCCACCAAGAGCAAGGCCCCCAGCCCUACAAAGCCUGAGACCCCCACCAAGAACAAAGCCCCCAGCCCUACAAAGCCUGAGACCCCCACUAAUAGCAAAGCCCCCAGCCCUAAAAAGCCCGAGACCCCCACUAAGAGCAAGGCCUUUAGCCCUAAAAAGCCUGAGACCCCCACUAAGAGCAAAGCCCCCAGCCCUAAAAAGCCUGAGACCCCCACCAAGAGCAAAGCCCCCAGCUCUAAAAAGCCUGAGACCCCCACCAAGAGCAAAGCCCCCAGCCCUAAAAAGCCUGAGACCCCCACUAAGAGCAAAGCCCCCAGCCCUAAAAAGCCUGAGACCCCCACUAAUAGCAAAGCCCCCAGCCCUGCAAAGCCUGAGACCCCCACUAAGAGCAAAGCCCCCAGCCUUAAAAAUCCCGAGACCCCCACUAAGAGCAAAGCCCCCAGCCUUAAAAAUCCCGAGACCCCCACUAAGAGCAAAGCCCCCAGCCCUAAAAAGCCCGAGACCCCCACUAAGAGCAAAGUCCUCAAAAAGAUUGGCACCCCCACUAAGAGCAAAGCCCCCAGCCCUAAAAAGAUUGGCACCCCCACUAAGAGCAAAGCCCCCAGCCCUAAAAAGAUUGGCACCCCCACUAAGAGCAAAGCCCCCAGCCCUAAAAAGAUUGGCACCCCCACUAACCCCAGAAUGACUGUGACUCCAACUAAAGACAAAGCCCCCAGCCCUAUAAAGGCUGAGAUUCCCAAUAGGCACGAAGGGACGAGCCCUGUAAAGGUUGGGGAUUCCAGAAGCGGCAAAGCCCAUAGCCCUAUAAUAGACAAAGUGUUGAGCCCAACAAGGGCUGGAUCCCCCAUUAGUGCACCUAGCCGGAUAAAGUCUUCCAGUGAUGAGAGUCCUGCAAAAGCUCAAGUCAGAGCAUCAAGCACUGGGAAUGGAACAGUACUGAGCCCUGUAAAGUCAGGAUUGAUCAGUAAAAGGAAAGCUGCAAGUCCUACAGUGUAUGGAUCUCCAAGUAAAAGGAAAGCACACAGUCCUGCAGGGGCAGGGUCUAUAGAUCCAAGCAAAGUAGCAAACUCUGCAGAGGCAGAACUUGUUUCUGGGACCAAAAGGCAAAACCCUGUUGAGACUGGGACUGUUACUAAGAGUAAAGCACAAUACAGCGCAGAGGUUCAUAAAAAUACAGAACACCAAGAUCCUUCCACUAAGUGUGGGACCCGCAGCCCUGGGAAGCAGAGACUGUCCAAUAAUGUACAAGGUUUACUUGGCAAUGAGCAGCCUGUUGGUCAAUUAUCCCAAGUCCCUAACGAGAGGAUUAUCCAUGGCUGCAGUGAAUCUAAUCCAUCCAGGCAGUGUGAAUCCAGCCUGUCAGCCAGUAGCAGAGCCCAAGGCUCAAGUGAAGCGGGUCCAUCGAGUGAGAGCGGGACAGGUAUACGUGGGACCCUGACUUCUAAUAGAGACCCUAGAAUACGUUGCAGUUCUAAACAGAUUGUACAGGAGGUGUUGGCAAAGUGCAUUGAAUUCAGCAAAGAAGUAAUGGAGAGCCAGCAACACGUGAGCAUGGAAAGAAGGGAACAGGAACUGAGAAAUUGCACUUGGGAUUUUGAAAAAGCUUUUCAGGAGAAUAUCACUAUCAACGGGCAGGCGUGGCACGAGGCUCCAGAAACCCAAAAUGAACCAGAUAUUAAACUCUUGGAGGAUAAACUGGAUGAUGCGAUAGUGGAUACAGCAUUAAAACGGAAGAGAUACCCCAGAAAAAUCUUGAGCCACGUAGUAAAAAUGCUGAAGACGGAAAGAGAAAUCAUGGCCCAGACCAAACCUGCUGUGGAGCCAGAGGAAAUAAAGAUUGAUUCCCAACAAGCCUCGCGCAUGUUGGAGCUGACUGCAGUAACCACCAAUUUAUCCAAGCAGAUCAGUGAGACAAUGAAGGCUUUGCCAGCUCAGAUAGAGAAGGCCAGUGGGUUCUCCCAUGUGCUGAGCCUUCAGCCCAUCUUGGAGAGCUCCAGAACACGCAAGGAAAUCUUCUGCAGUCAAGUCAAAAUGGUCGACCUGGCAAAGAAACUCCCGAGGGCGGUAGAAAGCACCCCGAGAGAGACAGGAGCCAAGGUGAAACCCAGCCCUGCACUGAGCCGGAGAAGGCAAAGGUCUCAAUCACCUGAAAAAAAGCUCUACCCCCUGCGUUCCAAAAGGAAAAUCAGCCUCUCUUCGUGACCCUAAAGGAGCUCAUCCAUAGGCUCUCAUUAUAGCCAACAGCUAUGCUAGUUUUAAUACUCCCUGCAGCUUGUGUAUAUUUCUGCUCAGAUAUUGCCGUUUUAUUGUAAGGCACAGCCGGCAUCUGUCAAUGUAUCUGCAGAUGUCACUGAGCGGGCGUUAUACCAUCCAGUUCAGCUAUGUUUGGGGGUUUGCAUGGGUUAAUUUACAUAGGUACUAACCUGUACCAGUGCAGUUACUCAUAACAACCAAUCAGAUUUUUGCUUACUUAUUUCUAAUUGGUUGAUUGCACGGGGCAAUUUAAUAUGUCUCAGCCCUACAGUGUCCUAUUUGCACUUUAUCUUGUAGACGACGGCACUUAGUGAUAUGGUAGAACUUCUGCAGCCUUUCAGCUUUAGUUACAUCUUCCUGAACACUCCUGGCACCCCCUCAAGGGACACUGUGCUGUGUAUCACUUCCCUUUGUGUUACAGCAGAAAUUGUUAUCCCUAGCGCCAUGUAGCGUAAGUGCCAUAUGUGCCUUUGCUGGAUAGUGAUUUGUUGCACAGCCCUAGUGCCCGGGUCGCAUUAUCCUUACUGUGCUUGUUCUCUUUGUCCUUACAGUGUAAGGAAAAUAUUUCCCCCAUUUGUAAUAAAAGAAGAAAAAUGCACAUUUAUGGCAUGCCCAGAUCAAAAGACAAUGUAUUUAUGCUCCCCAAACCGUUGCUAAAGGAGCACUGUAAAAAACAAAAAUGGAUCCUGUGUAAAUUGCAUAAAUGUACAUUAUAUCUUCCUGCUGUAUAUUUGUAAAUAUACAUAUUUUUAAGUUAAAGAAAUAAAACUAACCACCAGUUGGGCUACCCUG